AUAAUUAUUAUCAUCAAUCAAUGCCUUUUAAAAAAAUAUGUUGCAAAUAAUAUCAUCACUAAUUGUAUGCUAUUUAUGGCUAUAUUGUAUGUCAAUCACUAUCACCACUGCUGUCGACUCCAGACGAGGUGACGACAACAUCGAUGGCGUCCUCACCGACGCCGAUGCCGACAGAUAUGACAAUCGGUUAGUCAAUGAGUUACCAGCGUUUGAAUCGAUGAUAUCGUCGGUAGUUGACCGCCAAAAAAGUCGUCGUCGCCACCGCUUAACAACCACUACUACUACUACUCCAUUGACACCAAAUCAGUCUCAACUAAGAUAUAUCCGACAAAAUCAUAGACGACAACGACAACGACUACAACGACAACAGUCGUCAAACCGUCCAACAAAUGUCAAUACAGUCAGAGAUAAGCCACGGCCAGAGUCGGUAACUUCAAGACAAGACAUACCAAAAUGGCUGCUUUUUGGCGGUGGAUCUGAUCUGCGAAAAGUCGAUGGCGACGACAAUGUCGAGUACGAGGGCUACGAUGGCUGGUAUAAUAAUUUGGGACGACCAGAUUUAGGAGCCGUCGACCAGCCGAUGAUGCGAUUGGUUGGACCAAAAUAUUCGGAUGGAGUCUAUCAGCCGUCGGGCGUCGACCGACCGAAUCCUAUACUAUUAUCUGAGGCGUUUAUGAACGGCGAAAUUGGCCAGACAUCCAAUACUGGAAAAACGGCUUUCUUUGUAUUUUUUGGCCAACAAAUUGUCGAAGAAAUAUUGGACGCCCAGAAUCCCGGUUGUCCGCCCGAAUUCAUACCGAUACAGUUUCCCCGAUCGGUGUUGGCCGCAAACGGCUCGCUAGUACCCUACCGGCACAGUACUGGCCAUACGUGGAUGCCGUUGCGUAGGUCGCGAUACGCGUUGCAUACGGGACUGUCGCCCAACAGUCCCCGUCAGCAGCUGAACGAAGUGACGCCGUGGCUGGACGGCGGCCUUAUGUACGGUACGGCCAAAGGCUGGUCGGAUACGUUGCGGUCGUUUCGCGAUGGUCAGCUGGCGUCGCACAUGGAUCGCCGUGAGUUUCCCGUUUAUAACGACAUUAAUCUACCGAUGGCCAAUCCGCCGCCGCCGUCGGGUCCACACAAAUGGACGAACAGUAAACAGCCGGAGCAGAGGCCACGGCUGUUACCGGUUAAGCGUUUGUUUAGAUUGGGUAAUCCUCGCGGACACGAAAAUCCGUUUUUGCUGACAAUGGGUGUCAUAUGGUUUCGAUGGCACAACCAAUUGGCCGAACAGCUGACCGCCGCUCAUCCCUAUUGGUCGGAUGAAAAGGUGUACAACGAGGCCCGCAAAUGGGUGAUCGCAUCCUACCAGCAGAUCGUACACAACGAAUGGCUACCGAUACUGUUUGGCCAACCGUUGCCCGCCUAUCGUGGCUACGAUCAUAGUGUCGAUCCGCAGAUAUCGAUAAUGUUUCAGUCGGCCGCUUUCCGUUUCGGUCAUACACUUGUCACAGCUGGCGGUAUUAAACGCAACCGAGACUGUUCAUCGGUGGACAGAUUGGACAUCAGUGGCGGUGGUGGUGGUGGUAGUGGUGGUGGCGAUUCCGGUCAGUUCAACGACCGAAUCGUACGAACCUGUAAUAGCUAUUGGAAACCAGUCGACCAUCUGGUCGAUAACGGCGGCUUCGAAGAGCUAAUUAUGGGUCUAACGGGACAGCCGGCCGAACGCGAGGACAAUGUUGUUGUCGAAGAUCUACGCGGAAGUGUUUUCGGUUCGCUAGAGUUUACCCGACGGGAUUUGAUGGCCAUUAAUAUACAGCGAGGCAGAGAUCACGGUUUACCCGACUAUCUGACUGCCAGACAUGAGUUAGGUUUGGAUGGCGGCGAAGAUCUUAGCGGACAACCGAUCGAAACGAUUGCCAACAGACUAUGGAAAUAUAAUAUUGAAUUGAGUCCCGUAUUGGCGGAUAAGUUGGUGAAAAUUUACCGAAACCGUACCGAUAAAAUUGAUAUAUGGGUGGGCGGUCUACUGGAAACUACCCGUACGGGACCGGGCGAACUGUUUACGUAUGUAAUUCGGGACCAGUUUAGACGUAUACGCGAUGGUGACCGGUUUUGGUUUGAAAACAACAAUAGCAGACUGUUUACUAACGAUGAGAUUAAACGAUUGCAAUCGUUAACCAUUUACGACAUUAUCCGCAGUAUUACUGAUAUAAAAUUUGGUGAAAUACAGCCAAAACUGUUUCAAUUGCCAACAGAGUCAUCAAAUCCUAUCUCCCCUGAAUGUACAGAAGCAAUGUCCCGAUUGCAUGCCUAUGACUGUCUAACCGAUCCAGUCCUCAAUACUACCGAACGCUGUCUAUCGUUGGGUUCGGUUAGCCGUCAGCGGGUCGUGAACGACGGCUGUACCGCUGCCCAUACCUACGACUACAUGUUGGGCAGCGAAUGGAGUUACGCCCUAACGUUUUUCGGUGUCGGUGUGUUUGGCUUGGGUUGUCUACUGGCACUCAAAUGUAUGACCGCCCGACGUACGGCCGUCAACGAGCGGUUACGCAAAAGUAAUUCCCGAAUGAAACGUAUGUCCCUAUCGGAUGACAUUACUCUGGCUCAGGAAUGGGUUGGCAAACGGGAAGGCCUACGACCCGUUCAAAUUAAUUGCAAGUCAUCCAGAAAAUCGAUUGUUGUCAAACUGGAAAAUGGCCAGAAACCCGUGCGGUGUAUUGACCUACGGGAGAUUCGGGCCAUUGAUAUACAGGCGUCGACCAAUCGCCGGCAGGACUAUCUGCUGCUGAAAGUGACCAACGAAUAUGAUUUGAUGUUGAAAUUUGAUUCGUAUUACGAUAGGGAAAGGUUUGGGUCGAAAGUUGAACUGUUUUUGGAAGAGAUUGGUGUCGGCCGGGAGAGACAGGAAAUUGAUUUGAAAACAAUGAUGAGGACGGCCUAUACUAAGGAGAAUCGACAGAAACAUUUGGAACAGUUCUUCAGAGUUGUCUUUUCGCACGCAUUUGGUGGCAAAAAUCGUGAACGACUUAAUGUCAAAACUGCCCAACAAGUCAUACGUACGGAACUGACUCAAUACGAAUUUGCCGACGCCCUGUCCAUGCGACCCGAUUCCACAUUUGUCCAACAAAUGUUUGCAUUGGUCGACAAGGAUAACAACGGUUACAUAUCGUUCAGGGAGUUCCUCGAUAUGAUCAUCAUUUUUGCUAAGGGAUCGGCCGACCAGAAAGCAAAACUAAUGUUCGACAUGUACGACAUGUCCCGUACGGGUAAGUUGACUGUCGAUGAAUUCAAGACAAUGAUCCGAUCGAUGCUCGAGUUGGCCAACCAGUCGAUAUCGGGUCAGCAGAUGGACGAAGUAAUCGGAUCGAUGUUCCGAAGUGCGGGACUCCGGAGUAGACAGGAGUUGACUUUCCAAGAUUUUCAGAAAUUGUUGGGCGAAUACAAAGACGAAUUGGGUUACGCAGAGCUCAACUUCGAUGUUGGCGGCAUUCAGGAAGUGGCGGCCAAAAGUGGUGGCCAAACAACAACAGCAGCCACUGGUGGUGGCGGUGGCGGUGGUGGCCGACAACGACAAAGUGCAUUACUUCGGGCCAACGAUACACUGAUCAGAGCCUAUAGUUAUUUCGGUGAUGUCACCGACAGACAGAAAAAACAAACUUUACCGACAAUAACAACAACGUCGACAACAACGGGAACAACUGAUCAGAAAAAACAAUUACCUCAACAACAACAACAACAACAUAGACAACAAAUGCCGAUAUCAUUGCUUAGAGUCGAGACACAAGAGUCACGUCGAUCGGGACCCGAAUGGCUAACCGUUUGGAAGCGUUGUAUCGAUGAAUACAAAUUGGAAAUAUUCUGGAUUACAAUCUAUACGGCAAUUAUUGUCUAUAUAUUCAUCGAUAAGUCCUACACUUAUACCUAUCUCCGAGAACAUGGAGGUCUACGGCAAAUAGCCGGACUGGGCGUAACAUUGACCAGAGGUGCGGCCAGUGUCCAAAUGUUUUGCUAUUCAACAAUACUGUUGACAAUGUGUCGAAAUAUUUUGACAUUUCUUCGGGAAACGUUUGUCCAUCGAUUUGUACCGUUUGACGGUGCAGUCAGUCUACAUAAAUAUAUAGCUUUCUGGGCACUGGUUAUGUCAAUUAUCCAUUCAAUAGGACACGCCGUCAACUUUUACCACAUUUCCACCCAAAAUCCGGACGACACUAGUUGUCUGUUUCGGGAGUUUUAUCAUUCAUCCCAUGUGUUGCCAGAUUUUGUCUACUGGUGCUGGUGUACCAUAACUGGUAUAACCGGUGUACUACUCCUAUGUCUGGUCCUAUUGAUGUACGUAUUUGCCAUACAGUACUCCCGGCGCAACAUAUUCAACGCUUUCUGGGCCACCCAUAACCUGUAUCCCCUACUYUACAUACUGAUGGUAUUGCAYGGUUUGGGACGUAUAGUACAGGCGCCGAUAUUCUACCAGUAUUUUACUAUACCUAUUAUAUUAUUCACAAUCGAUCGGCUGAUUAGUGUCAGCCGCAAGAAAGUGGAGAUAUCGGUGAAGCGGGCAGUCCUUCAUCCGUCCGAUGUUACGCACCUGGAGUUCAAAAAACCGGUCGGUUUUGAAUACAAGAGCGGCCAAUGGGUACGGAUAGCCUGUCUGGCCUUGAGUUCCAGCGAAUAUCAUCCGUUUACACUGGCAUCGGCACCUCACGAGGACAACCUGUCCUUAUAUAUACGGGCCGUCGGGCCGUUUACGAAAAAUUUACGCCAAACAUACGACCCGAAUAAUCUCGGAUCGCGACCGUAUCCGAAACUAUAUCUGGACGGACCGUACGGCGAAGGUCAUCAGGAUUGGUUGAAGUUUGAUGUGGCCGUAUUGGUCGGCGGCGGUAUCGGUGUAACACCGUUUGCAUCCAUACUGAAAGAUAUUGCCUUCAAUUCGGGUCUGAAUCGUCAGAUUCAAUGUAAGAAAGUCUACUUUCUAUGGGUUACCCGAACUCAGAAACAUUUUGAAUGGCUAUCCGAUGUUAUCAGAGAUACUGAGGACAGGGAUCAGUCAAAUCUGUUGACAACACAUAUAUUUAUUACACAGUUUUACGAGAAGUUUGAUUUGCGGACAACAAUGUUGUACAUUUGUGAACGACAUUUUCAACGUAUUUCCAAUAAAAGCCUGUUUACCGGUUUGAAAGCCAAAACCCAUUUCGGUAGACCUAAUUUUACGGUAUUUCUAGACUCAUUACAACAGGAACACCCUAUGGUAAACCGUGUCGGUGUGUUCAGCUGCGGUCCCGGACCGAUGACCAGCAGUGUCCAGGAGGCGUGCGAAACGUUGAACCGGCGGGAAGGGGCUAUAUUUUGCCAUCAUUUUGAAAAUUUUUGAUUAUAAUUAAUUAAUUAAUAAUAAUGAGACUAAUUAUUAGUUGUAUAAGUUAGUAUAAUACACACCCACCCACACACACACACACACAUAAAAAAAAUUAUAUAAUUUAAAUACUAAAUGUUAUUGAAAUUUAUUGAUUAUUAAAAAAAUA
Oppia nitens is the source of this 5504-nucleotide messenger RNA. Its product is annotated as dual oxidase 2-like. Gene Ontology annotation, cellular component: plasma membrane; NADPH oxidase complex. Gene Ontology annotation, biological process: response to oxidative stress; superoxide anion generation; defense response. The transcript has 15 exons. Gene Ontology annotation, molecular function: peroxidase activity; calcium ion binding; heme binding. The record is from RefSeq and is a predicted model, not a curated record. Lineage: Eukaryota; Metazoa; Arthropoda; Arachnida; Sarcoptiformes; Oppiidae. Bases 38 to 5353 code for a protein of 1771 amino acids.